UAUCACUUAUACAAGUAUAAAUAAUAUAUACACAAUACGCACGAGUUCCGAUCUUAACCUCCCGAUGGUAUUGUUGGCUCACUUGUUGCGAUCAAUCGGUAAAACCAAAUUUAUUUAUUUAUAUGAAUAAGUGUCUUACACAUAUAUCGAAAAUAAUCGAUGUGUAUAUUGUGUAUUUAAAAUCCUACAAGUUAUGGCGAAUCCUGUUUUACGAAGUUUUAUCAAAAAUAUAUCUUCGCGCUUAAAAAUUCGUGUCGAACAAGUUCGACAUGGACAUCAUCUUCGUGGAAAACCACCAACUAUCGCUAUCACUUUGCAGCAACGGCUCCAAUUGCUGAAAGGACCAAGUCCAACUAAAGUAAACAUAGGUUUUCUUGUUUCAAAACCCUCAUUGGGAAAAAAACAGGCUUGGAUGGCUGAACGAAAAAACAAACGAGCCAACAUGGACUUUGAGAAAGAAAUAAGGAACGGACAGUUGGCACUAAAUUUAGAAGAAGCAAAAAAUAUUUGGCUAGAAACAACCAGUCCAUAUGAUAUUAAAAAAAUCGCAGAUCAUUAUAACAUUUUCCAAGAUUUAUUCGGAAAUGCUUUUUUCUUUCCUGUUGUACACCUUGACAUCAAGUACAACAUAGACGAUAAUGAUACUUUAGUCAGAGUUUAUACAGGAAAUGUAAUAAAACCUGCAGAGGCACGUGCGUUACCAAAUGUUGGAUACAAAGCCCAAAACGAUACUUUAUGGACAUUGGUGAUGUGUACACCAGAUGGUAAUUUGGAGAACUCAAACAACGAAUAUUGUCAUUGGUUUUUAGGAAAUAUUCCAGGGAACAGAGUAGAAGAGGGUGAGCAAAUAAUGGAUUAUUUGAGACCAAUCCCAGUUAGGGGAGUAGGAUAUUAUCGUUACAUAUUUAUCCUGUACAAACAAAGUCAACGUCUAGAUUAUACGGAAUACAACAGACUCCAACCUUGCUUACAGUUAAAAGAACGUAAUUGGAAUACAUUGGAGUUUUAUCGAAAAUAUCAAGAUUAUCUUACUCCAGCUGGUCUAGCAUUUUUUCAAAGUGAUUGGGAUCCCACAGUGAGAGAGUUUUAUCAUUCUGUAUUAGAUGCAAAAGAGCCGAUAUUUCAGUAUGACUUUCCAAAACCAUACAUUAGACCGCAAACGUGGUUUCCAUUGAGACAACCAUUUAAUCUUUAUUUAGACAAAUACAAGGAUCCCAAAGAAGUAAUGAAAGAAUUUUUGUUGAGAAAACUAAAAACCGUUGAUCCUUUCAAAGAGCCAAAGGCACCUUACAAGUAUCCAAACGCGUGCAUUAUUGAUAAAAGAAUACCCUCUUGGUUGAGAGUACAAAUAAAAAAGGAACGCUUGGGAUGGGACCGAGUUAAUCUUCUGAAAUAAAAUAUUUUAUAAAGAAGAGAUUUGAUAGCUAAAGUCAGUUGUAAGAUAAAGAAUUUGUGUAUAAAUAAAUAAAGGAAGAACAUCAUAUACAAAA
Molecule: messenger RNA, 1490 nt
Organism: Bombus pyrosoma
Lineage: Eukaryota; Metazoa; Arthropoda; Insecta; Hymenoptera; Apidae
Gene: mRpL38
Product: 39S ribosomal protein L38, mitochondrial
Exons: 7
Coding region: 194-1396 (400 amino acids)
Cellular component (GO): mitochondrial large ribosomal subunit
Source: RefSeq, a predicted model, not a curated record